This is a messenger RNA of Populus trichocarpa (black cottonwood), 1313 nucleotides long. RefSeq names its product PGR5-like protein 1A, chloroplastic. The coding region runs from base 98 to 1081 and encodes 327 amino acids. The record is from RefSeq and is a predicted model, not a curated record. The transcript has 11 exons. Lineage: Eukaryota; Viridiplantae; Streptophyta; Magnoliopsida; Malpighiales; Salicaceae. Gene Ontology annotation, biological process: photosynthetic electron transport in photosystem I. Gene Ontology annotation, cellular component: chloroplast thylakoid membrane. Gene Ontology annotation, molecular function: oxidoreductase activity, acting on iron-sulfur proteins as donors.
AAAACGACACCCCCGUUAACCAAAAUCCACGAUACAAACUCUCACCAGAAACCACACCACAGAGUAACCAUACUGUUCUUUUUUCCCUUCUGUUUCAAUGGCUAGCAAAUUAGCCUUCAAUUUGACAUCUCCUCGAGUCUUCACUGCUCCUAUUCAAAAACCAAUCAUCUCUUCAUCUUCAUCAUUGCCAUCCUUAUCAUCUCCUUCUUGCUCUACCAGGGUUCAACUCAAUGGAAAACAGUUUUCUCUUCGCGGAAGAAUGCUUUUUCUUCCUACCAAGGCCACUGCUGACCAGCAAACUGAUCAAGUCCAAGAAGAUGACAUGGAUGAUGGUAAGAUCCUGCAAUAUUGUAGCAUAGACAAGAAAGGCAAGAAGUCGUUGGGUGAAAUGGAGCAAGAUUUUCUGCAAGCGCUACAAGCAUUUUAUUAUGAGGGGAAAGCUAUAAUGUCAAAUGAAGAAUUUGAUAAUCUCAAGGAGGAACUAAUGUGGCAAGGAAGCAGCGUGGUUAUGCUAAGUUCUGAUGAACAGAAGUUUCUUGAAGCCUCUCUUGCUUAUGUAUCAGGGAAUCCAAUCAUGAAUGAUGAAGAGUUUGAUAAACUGAAGAUCAAAUUAAAGACAGAAGGCAGCGAAAUAGUUGUUGAAGGUCCAAGAUGCAGUCUUCGUAGUAGAAAGGUUUAUAGUGACCUGUCUGUUGACUAUUUGAAGAUGUUCCUGCUGAACGUCCCGGCAACUGUUGUCGCACUAGGCUUGUUUUUCUUCUUGGAUGAUCUCACUGGUUUUGAAAUCACUUAUCUUUUGGAGCUCCCAGAGCCGUUCAGUUUCCUUUUCACCUGGUUUGCUGCAGUGCCCCUCAUUGUUUGGUUAGCUCUGACACUAACAAAUGCGAUUGUGAAAGACUUUUUGAUCUUGAAGGGCCCCUGUCCCAACUGUGGCACGGAGAACGGCUCCUUCUUUGGAACCAUAUUGUCUAUUUCAAGUGGUGGAGCCUCCAACACCCUUAAAUGCUCAAAUUGCUCAACUGAAUUGGUGUACGAUUCAAAAACACGCUUGAUUACACUGCCAGAAGGAAGCGAAGCUUGAUUAGAGGAACUGUCCAUUUAAGGGAUAUACAGUACAACUGCUACUAACUUGUAAGUUUGGCAGCGAAGAGUUUGGCGAACAACCGUGGAGGAGAGAUUUUCAGAUGCUGUGUACACUGGAGUGUAUCCUAGUGAUUGUGCUAAUAUUGUAUAUGCAAGUAUGUACAUGUUUUAUAUAUACAUCGACCUAUCACAGGCUUGUUAAUUAGAAGCUGAGAGCAGUUUGCAUGUUA